Molecule: messenger RNA, 1061 nt
Organism: Cadophora gregata
Lineage: Eukaryota; Fungi; Ascomycota; Leotiomycetes; Helotiales; Ploettnerulaceae
Exons: 1
Coding region: 110-910 (266 amino acids)
Molecular function (GO): RNA nuclease activity
Source: RefSeq, a predicted model, not a curated record
GAACCACACACUGUGAAAGCGCGGGGCAGGAGCUUCAUCUUCUUGCAAGCGACGCGACCAUCUGGCUUUACUGCUCUUUGUCUACAUAUCGAAAUACCAAGACGUAGCCAUGGCUAAUUCCAACUUAGCCCUGCUAAUUGAUGGUGACAACGUUUCGUCAAAGAUCAUCGCUGGUCUCUUGGUAGAGAUCGCCAACUACGGAACCGCCAGUGUGAGGCGGAUUUAUGGGGACUGGACCAGUCCACAGCUCGGCCCUUGGAAGGCAUGUCUUUUGAAUCAUUCUAUAACGCCGAUACAACAAUUUGCGUACACGACUGGAAAGAAUGCCACCGAUGGCGCCAUGAUCAUUGAUGCUAUGGAUCUACUGUACACUGGCCGCUUCUCGGGUUUCUGUCUUGUGUCAAGCGACAGUGACUUCACGCGGCUCGCAUCCCGCAUUCGUGAACAGGGUGUUACUGUUUAUGGCUUCGGGAACCGCAAGACAAACAAUGCUUUCAUUGCGGCCUGUGACAAGUUCAUAUACUUUGAUGUACUCAAUAAAGAGUCGGAAGAAUUGGCGGUGCGUCCACAUGUCGCCGAGUCGACGAAGCCAGAGGGCGGACCGGUGGUCAUCCGAGACCAAUCAAUGAAUAAAAUACCGAUCGACUCCAGAGUACGCGCUGGAAUAGUCCUGGCAAUCAAGAGCUCCAAGGGGUAUGGCGAUAAUUGGGUCAAUUUAGCAAAUGUUGGAGCUCAUCUGAACAAGAUCUCACCUGACCUAAAUGCGCGAAAUUACGGGUACGAACGACUUCGCGAAUUUGUUGAAGCAACCGGACUGGUCGAUGUGAAGUUUAAACCAAUGGGUGAAAGCCCGCCAGUCGCGUUGGUCCGCCUCAAGGAGGAUAGGGAAGACAGACAUGGUAGAGACUAAGAAAUUAGAUCUCCGAGAUCUUGAGGUCGUCAACGAAGCACCAGUUGCUGUAGGCAAGUGGAAUUAUGGGAUGGGCGGGGCUAGAAUCCCAUACUCAGAUGAGAUGGCAGAGGGUAAAUAUUUUGAUCAGAUCAAGCAAAUAAUAUAGAAU